This is a messenger RNA of Nelumbo nucifera (sacred lotus), 6308 nucleotides long. It is a transcript of the gene CHR5, whose product is annotated as chromatin remodeling 5. The record is from RefSeq and is a predicted model, not a curated record. Lineage: Eukaryota; Viridiplantae; Streptophyta; Magnoliopsida; Proteales; Nelumbonaceae. Gene Ontology annotation, cellular component: nucleus; chromatin. Gene Ontology annotation, molecular function: DNA binding; histone binding; ATP hydrolysis activity. Gene Ontology annotation, biological process: nucleosome organization.
CAAAAAUAAUAAAAGAAAUGAAAAACAAAUCCCCUGCAUCCUCUUGAUAUCAUCUCUCUCUCUCUCUCUCUCUCUCUCUCUCUCCGUUUCAUUUCGUGGACAUCGUCGACCGGAAAAUCGAAUCGUCCCAUCGGAGACUCUGAAUCGGUUACUCUCUUACCAUCCGGCUCAGGUUAGCCGCCACCCCUGUACUAAUAUUUCAAAAUAUUUCGUCCGAACCCGAAAAUCAUUUUUUAAUCUCCGUCGGUUCUUGAGUUCCCGACGGCCGUCUCUUCCGUUAACGUGUGCACGAUUAUUAACCUGCGCACACCUUCUUUCUAUUCAUCUUCUGCGAUUAUUUCAUCUAGUUAUCGUGUAUCCGGAGCACAGACUUUUUCAGACUAUGAGUUUGACAUACAUUUAGUUCCAUGUAAAAAAGAGAUGGCAUUCUUUAGAAAUUACUCAAAUGGGAAAGAUUCACGCACUGUCCUGGAUGAUAAAGGCCAUGAUCACAGUGUUGAAAGAGUUAAUAAUUCAGUAGGUGAUGAAGAUUUGGAUGCAAGUUCAAGCGAGAAGGAUGGUGAGUUGAAGAUGGAGGAACACUACCAGAGUGAGGAUGAACCAGAUGAUACCAAUAGGCCACGGGAUGAUAGAUCUGGUGAGAAUGGAAUUGCCGGACAAAAACAGAAUUUUCAGCCAUCAGGAAGAAGAAAUGCUGUGGUUGGAAAAUGGGGUUCUUCUUUUUGGAAGGACUGUCAGCCCAUGUCUCCUCGGGAAGGAUCUGAAUCAGUGCAGGAUUCUAAGGACAUGGAUUCUGAUUAUAAGAAUGAGGAGGGAUCUGAUCAUCAUUCCUCAGAUGAGAAGGAAGAUAGGUCGGAGUCAGAAGAUUAUGAGGGUCAGAAAGAGGUUCAACUUCAGCGAGGUCAUACUGAUGUCCCCACAGAUGAGAUGUUGUCUGAUGAUUAUUAUGAGCAGGAUGGAGAAGAGCAGAGUGAUUCUUUACAUUACAGAGAACUCAACCGGUCAACCACUUCAAGUUUUAGGCCACAAUCCACACCUGUUGCUGUCAAUAAUAAUGUGUCAAGGAGUUCAAAGGCUGCAAAUGCUCAUAAAUAUGACAAUGAUGAUGAUAUUGAUUAUGAAGAUGAGGAUGAGGAUGAGGAUGAUGAAGAUGAAGAUGAUCCAGAUGAUGAAGAUUUUGAUCCUGAUUAUGGAGGCACAAGCAGCCGCAAAAGGAACAAGGAUAAAGAGUGGGAUAGCUAUGACUCAGACGAGGAUGACUUUAAUGAGGACGACCUUGAUAUCUCAGAUGAAGAUGAUGCAGAUUAUAUGGGGAAACCCAAGCGCAGGGGAGGAUAUAAAGGUGGACGUAAUUUGAAGUCUGCCAGGGAACAGAAGCCUUCUGCUGCACAUAAUCGUCAAAGAAGAAGAAGAAUGUCUUUUGAUGAUGAUGAAUCAUCAGCAAAAGACACAGAAGAUGACAGUGAUGAGGACUUCAAAGGUAGAACAAAGAGGGGUGCACAUCUCCGUAAGAACAAUGGUGGUCAAUCCACAAUCUCUGCAAAUGCUGGUGUGCGCAGUAGUGAGCUUCGCACUUCAAGUAGGUCAGUGCGGAAAGUAUCAUAUGUUGAAAGUGAAGAAAGUGAAGAAAUUGAUGAAGGAAAGACCAAAAAACCCCAAAAGGAGGACCUUGAAGAGGAUGAUAGUGACUCAAUUGAGAAGGUACUGUGGCACCAACCAAAGGGCAUGGCUGAAGAAGCCUUGAGGAACAACAAAUCGAUAGAGCCUACUAUUUUGAACCACUUGUCAGACUCUGAAAUUGAUUGGAAUGAGAUGGAGUUUCUUAUAAAAUGGAAAGGGCAGUCAUAUUUACACUGCCAGUGGAAAUCAUUUUUUGAUCUAAAAAAUGUUAGUGGAUUUAAGAAGGUUUUAAAUUAUACAAAAAGGGCAAUGGAAGAAUGGAGUUAUAGAAGCACACUGUCACGAGAGGAGGUUGAGGUUCAUGACGUGAACAAGGAGAUGGACUUGGAUCUGAUAAAGCAACAUAGUCAGGUGGAAAGAAUAUUUUCCGACAGAAUCAGUAAGGGUGGGUCGGAUGAUGUGAUGCCAGAAUAUCUAGUCAAGUGGCGAGGACUUUCAUAUGCAGAAGCAACCUGGGAAAAGGAUGUAGAUAUUGCAUUUGCUCAAGAUGCAAUUGAUGAAUACAAGGCUCGGGAGGCUGCAAUGACUGUCCAGGGAAAGAUGGUUGAUUUCCAAAGGAAGAAGAUCAAAGCUAGUUUGCGGAAGCUUGAUGAACAACCAGAAUGGUUGAAAGGGGGAAAUCUUCGUGAUUAUCAGCUUGAGGGCUUGAAUUUUCUUGUUAACAGUUGGAGAAAUGAUACAAAUGUUAUUCUGGCUGAUGAGAUGGGUCUUGGUAAAACUGUUCAGUCAGUUUCAAUGCUUGGUUUUUUACAGAAUGUUCAACAAAUCCAUGGGCCAUUUCUUGUUGUUGUUCCGUUGUCCACUUUGUCAAACUGGGCAAAAGAAUUUAGGAAGUGGCUUCCUGAUAUGAACAUUGUUGUGUAUAUUGGAAACCGUGCCAGUCGAGAGGUUUGUCAGCAAUAUGAAUUUUAUACUAAUAAAAAUAGUGGCAGGAGUAUAAAAUUUAACGCCCUUUUGACAACAUAUGAAGUAGUACUAAAGGAUAAAGCUGUCUUGUCAAAAAUCAAGUGGAAUUAUCUUAUGGUUGAUGAGGCACAUAGGCUAAAGAAUAGUGAAGCUGCUCUUUACACAACACUUUUGGAAUUUAGUACCAAAAACAAGUUGCUUAUAACUGGUACACCUUUACAGAACAGUGUUGAAGAGCUAUGGGCUUUGCUUCAUUUUCUUGAUUCUGAAAAGUUCAACAAUAGGGAAGAGUUUGUUUUUCGUUACAAGAAUUUAAGCUCCUUUAAUGAAACUGAGCUUACUAAUCUACAUAAGGAACUGAGGCCUCACAUUCUAAGAAGAAUUAUCAAGGAUGUUGAGAAGUCUUUGCCACCAAAAAUUGAACGCAUCCUUAGGGUUGAAAUGUCCCCCCUUCAGAAACAGUAUUAUAAGUGGAUUUUGGAACGUAACUUCCACAGCUUGAACAAAGGAGUCCGUGGGAAACAGGUUUCUCUUUUAAAUAUUGUUGCGGAGUUGAAGAAAUGCUGCAAUCAUCCUUUUCUAUUUGAAAGUGCUGACCAUGGUUAUGGUGGGGACAGCACCAUCGAUGAUAGCAGUAAACUUGAGCGUAUCAUCUUAAGCAGUGGAAAGCUUGUGAUACUUGAUAAGUUGUUAGUACGAUUGCGUGAGACAAAUCAUCGUGUUCUAAUAUUUUCACAGAUGGUUAGGAUGUUGGAUAUUCUGGCUGAAUAUUUGUCGCUAAGAGGUUUCCAGUUUCAAAGACUAGAUGGUAGUACAAGAGCUGAUCUACGCCACCAGGCUAUGGAGCAUUUUAAUGCUCCAGGAAGUGAUGAUUUUUGUUUCCUUUUGUCAACUCGUGCUGGUGGGCUAGGAAUCAAUCUUGCCACAGCAGACACUGUUAUAAUAUUUGAUUCAGAUUGGAAUCCCCAAAAUGAUUUACAGGCAAUGAGUAGAGCUCAUAGAAUUGGACAGCAAGAAGUUGUUAACACUUACCGGUUUGUUACAAGCAAAAGCGUUGAGGAAGAUAUUCUAGAGCGUGCAAAGAAGAAAAUGGUUCUAGACCACUUGGUCAUUCAGAAAUUAAAUGCAGAGGGUAGACUGGAGAAGAAAGAAACCAAAAAGGGGAGUUCCAUGUUUGACAAGAAUGAGCUCUCAGCGAUUCUGAGGUUUGGGGCAGAGGAACUCUUUAAGGAAGACAAAAAUGAUGAAGAAAGUAAGAAGAGACUGUUAAGUAUGGAUAUUGAUGAGAUUCUUGAGAGAGCUGAGAAGGUUGAAGAGAAGGGGGCUGAAGUAGAGCAAGGAAAUGAAUUGCUAAGUGCUUUUAAGGUUGCUAAUUUUUGCAGUGCUGAAGAUGAUGCAACAUUUUGGAGUCGUAUGAUUCAACCAGAAGCAGUAGCACACGCUGAAGAGGCUUUAGCUCCUCGUGCUGCAAGAAAUACCAAGAGCUAUGCAGAAGCUAACCAACCUGAGAAAAGUACCAAGAGGAAAAAGAGGGGCAUUGAAUCUCAGGAUAGAGUCCAGAAGCGCCGCAAAGCUGAUUCAUCAGUAUAUUCUGCACCAUUGAUUGAGGGGGCAGCAGCUCAAGUAAGGAGAUGGUCUUGUGGGAACUUGUCAAAGAAAGAUGCUGCUCUAUUUGCACGUGCGGUUAAGAAGUUUGGGAAUCAGAGCCAAAUUAGCUCAAUAGUGGCGGAAGUUGGUGGUACUAUUGAAGCAGCUCCUUAUGAUGCACAGAUUGAGCUGUUCGAUGCAUUUAUUGAUGGUUGUAGAGAUGCAGUUAAAGGAGGGAAUCUGGAUCCAAAGGGGACUCUCUUGGAUUUUUUUGGUGUUCCUGUAAAGGCACAUGAGGUACUAGAUCGUGUACAAGAACUUCAGCUCCUAGCAAAGCGCAUAAAAAGGUACCAAGAUCCAGUUGCACAGUUUCGAUUGCUAAUGCACUUUAGGGGACCCCAGUGGUCUAAAGCUUGUGCCUGGAAUCAAGUUGAUGAUGCUAGGUUGCUUUUAGGAAUACAUUACCAUGGAUUUGGAAACUGGCAAAAAAUAAGGUUGGAUCCAAGGCUUGGCCUUACAAAGAAGAUUGCACCUCCAGAACUUGGAGAUGGUGAAACUUUUUUACCACGUGCACCUAACUUGGACUCGCGUGCUUCUGCACUUUUGAAAAAGGAAUUUGCAGCUGUUGGUGGAAAGAAUUCAAAGGCUAAAGCAGGACCUAAGGGUUCUAAAACUGAAGGGGACAAUAUUCUAAAAAUUUCAAAAACUCACUUCAGGGACGUGAAAGGAAAAUCAAGUUCACCCAAAUCUAACAUCCGUGCAAACAAAGACACACCUCAGAAACAUCAAAAAGUUGAACCUAUUGCCAAGGAGGAGGGAGAGAUGUCUGAUACUGAGCUGUAUCAGCAGUUCAAGGAAGAAAAAUGGAUGGAGUGGUGUGCAGAUGUCAUGAUUGAUGAGCAAAAGACACUGAAACGUCUUCAGAGGUUGCAAUAUACCAGUGCAGAUCUUCCCAAGGAAAAGGUGCUUUCCAAAAUUCGGAAUUAUCUACAACUUCUUGGCAGAAAGAUAGAUGAAAUUGUACAGGAACACGAGGAGUCAUAUAAGCAAUCUAGGAUGACUAUGCGAUUGUGGAAUUAUGUUUCCUCCUUUUCUAAUUUGUCUGGUGAGAGACUGCAUCAGAUUUAUUCUAAACUUAAACAGGAGCAGAAUGCUGUGGCAGCGGUGGGGCCCUCCCACCUCAAUGGUUCUGUUUCUGGCCCCAUGGACAGAGAUAGUGAUCCCAGUCAGUGCCCCUCGUUCAGCCACAGUAAUGAUAAGCCUAGAGGGUACAAGAAGUUUACAUCGCACCAACCUUCAGAAGCAUUUCACAAAGAGCAGGAUACUGGAAAGUCAGAAGCUUGGAAACGGAGAAGAAGAAAUGAUGUUAAUGUCCAGUCCUCGUACCAACCUCUCAGCAAUGGUAAUCGGUUACAUCAAUCAAAUGCUUCUGGAAUUCUUGGGCGGGGCCCGACAGACAGUAGAUACUUUGGUGGUGAGAGACGCCAGACUCGUUUCCCUGCUGGGCAAAGUCGACCAUCAGAUAUCAAAUAGUCUUACCAAACCUUACACAGCAGUACUGGUCAAAGCAGUGGUGAAGCCAAUUGGCUUUCACCAGGGGGCAUUUGCUACUUCAGCCAUUAAUUGCGUUUAGUUGGGAAUUCUUUUUUCACCCACAGGAAUAAAAGUUGGCAGAUUCCACUGUGGGAUUGGGUGCUGAUCUAAAAAAGCUCUUAUCCAAUGGAUGGAAACUGCAUUGUUAACAGCGAGCAAGGAAAAAGUGCUGAGAUCCUCUAGUAGUGCGGGAAGAGCAGGGUGCAUGGAUUCUUUCUAUAUUCUUUUUUUUUGAAAGAUGAGAUCAGUGUCUUGGUUACAUAUACAGUGAUGAAGUGCCAAAGAAUUUACUUCUCACAUUGUCAAAUACAACCAUAUAGAGAUGCCAUAUGUAAACAGCUUUUAGGAUAUCCGGCUUACAAUAUUCAGCUUCUGGAUAGUAGAUUUCUUAACCUCUUAUUUCCCUCCAUGCAUAGUGUCAGCUCUCUCCAUUAAAACGCUGUACACUUUUCUCUGCUGAUGUACUUUGUAAUUUUGAAAAUGAAAAAAAUAGGGUUUUAUUUUUAAUUCCCAUUGGAAAUAUGGCAAGUCAAUUUGUAAGA